Molecule: messenger RNA, 941 nt
Organism: Parasteatoda tepidariorum (common house spider)
Lineage: Eukaryota; Metazoa; Arthropoda; Arachnida; Araneae; Theridiidae
Product: protein lethal(2)essential for life pseudogene
Source: RefSeq, a predicted model, not a curated record
GAAUUCUCCAGUAAAAUCAUUUUCUAUCUAGAAAACUCUCGAGCGGAUGUAAACACCAUAUUUAAACUGUUGAAUUUUAGCUAAGUGUUAGAUUUGGUGAUAGAAUCUUGCUGUUGUUAUUAUUUUUCUAACAGUUUUGAGUCUUAAGCUAUUUGUGAAUUACUCGGUGAGUUUGAACUGUGAUAGAUAUUGUUCUACUUUAAAAUCUAAGAUAUUUCUGUGUUGCUUAGUGAGUUUGACAAAUUGUUUUGUGAUCUCUCAACAUGUUGGCCUCUCGAAUUCUUCGUGACCUCUACGAUCCUUUUGAACUGCGAUCACCUAGAUUAGGACUGUUUGACGACUAUUUUCAACCAGCUCAUAUACAUCUGAACAUAGUUCACCCUCGACAACGUCAAACCGGCACUUCGUCAACUGAUGAUUCCAACAACUUCAAAAUGAUGCUAAACGUUAAACAUUUCAGACCCGACGAAAUUGACGUUAAAACAGUUGACGAUUAUGUAGUGGUUCGCGGGAAACACGAGGAGCAAGCAGAUGAACAUGGUUUUGUUUCCAGAGAAUUUACCAGACGCUACAAACUACCUGAUGAUGUCGAGCCUGAUAAAGUGGUCACUUCUCUCAGCCAGGAUGGAAUUCUGACCAUCAAAGCACCCAGGAAACAGCUAGAGCCUCCUCCUAAAAAUGAACGAGUUGUACCGAUUACUAUUCAGAAACCAGCUGUUGUUGAAGAAGCUCAGAAACAACAACAAAUGCAGGAACAGGCUUCUGCGGAAGAAAACAAAUGACUGGUGAACUGUUAAGUUGAACUGUUAGUUUGCUACAUUGUGUAAAUUUUUGUAAAUGAUCUUCGUUUACUAUUUUUCUGUGAUAUCAUCCAAGUCUUUAUCAGCAUAGUUCAAUACUGUGGAAUAAUUAUUUCAAAUAAAGGUUAAGUGAGUAAAAAA